AUGGCAUCGCUGGGGCGGAAGGACGACGCGCUCCUGGAGCUCGAAGACGACGAGGACGACGGGGCCUUCGACGAGGCCCACUGCGAGCGCGCGCGCAGCCUCGAGGCCCUUGACGUCUCGGAGAACGAAGAAGAAGCGCUCGUCGACGAGGACGGCAACGAGGCCGUCGUGAAACGGACGCUGGACCCUGCCAUGCUCAACGAGCUCCUCCUCGUGUGCUCGAACCUUGGCGUGCUCACCGAGACGGACGACGGCGACUCCAACUUCACGCGGGGCGAAGACUGCGAAGAGUGGAUCCACGAUCUCCAACGCGCGAUCCGGCGCGACCAUGCAAUUCAUCGACUCGUCUCCAAGACGCUUGGCCGGUGGCAGAUUCUCCAGAAGAAGCUCAUCCCGCUCUUGAUCAACCACCAGAACGACUGGUCGCUCGUGUUCUCGAUCCUCAAGGUGCUCGUCAUGCUCACGAUGAAGCCCGCCAACGAGUCGGACAACAUUGCGCUGCAGCUCAAGUACCUCCGCGGCUACAAGCGCGCGUUCUUGACGCACGGCGUCGUGCAACUUCUCAUGUCCAUUCUCGUCGAACCGCUCUCGCGGGAAGGGUCUGCCCGCACGUCACAGGAUUACCUCAACAUGGAGCUCGUCUUGACGCUCUUUCGCAACUUGCUUGCGAUUCCAAACGAGAGCUUGCGCCAUGUGACGGCAGCGACCAACCACAUGGCUCGUCUCCAGGAAGACCUGAUCGUCGUGCUGUACGAAGAAAACGUCUUUGACAUGCUUCUUCUCUUUGCCCAGGACAUCGAGUCGGCCGAGAACCGUGAGUGGAACCUGCUCCUCAUGGAGAUGUUCGACCUAGUCUUGCAAACGACGACCCCCAAGCAGCUUGUCGCUACGAUCCAACUGCCGCCGUCCACACCACCGGUCGACGAGGCCCCUCAGCCGGUCGCGCCGCCGCCAAUGCAGCAUCAAGUCUCGCUGCUGGGGCAGCUCAAGACCGAGAGUCAGCAUCGCGGCGCCAAGAACCAGCGUCACUCCAACUUUGGUGGCAUGCUCGUGCUCCAGGGCAAGACCGGCUGUCGCACCAUUUUGACGGACUUCAGCAAAUCGGGCGACGAUGUCAUUCCACAGGCCCAGAAGAAGGGAUUGCGGGGUCGGCGCCAGAAGCAACAUGCGAUGAACGACAUUCAAGAGGUCUUUGGCGGCCACACUGGCUCCUCCUUGGACUUAAACAUGCGCCUUAGCGAAGCGCUGCGGACGAUCUGCGACGAGCUUUUGAGCAAGUGCUACCCGCAGCUCACGUCGUCGCUCAAGAACGAGUUUCGCCGCGGCAGCGGGAAGCUCUUGCCCAACGACCGACUCUUGUACUUUCACUUGGUGUGGUUUCUCACCGCGUACCACCGCCUCAAGUUGCCGCACCUCAAGUCGCUCCAGAAGCAGCAAGCGGAGAUUUUUGAAAAGGACAAGGAGCGCGUCUUCCGCGAGCAAGGCAUGGACGCCAUGAUGGCGCUGCUCAACCCGACGAACCUCCUCGCGACGUACGACCAAAAGGCCAUUCUGUCGACGCUUGACAUGUUUUCGUUCAACUUUGUGCUCCAGUCGAUCGAGAGUUAUGCCGAGGCGAAGAAUUACCAUGCCAUGAUCGGGGCGGUCAAGGUCGUCACGGAGAUGAUCGCCAUGCUCACGGAACUCGUGACGAGUGCCGACACACGGCUGCAACGCAUCGGUCAGUCGCUCCAGCACAAGCUGUUUUACGAGCGCGAGUUUCUCGAUCGGCUCCCCGUGCUCAUCAAGUCGUGGUCUCCGUCGGCCUUUACGCUCGAGUACGUCGUGGAAGUCGCGACGCUGACGCAUCUUGUGCUCAAGAUGAUCGACACGGAAGGCAAGCAUCUCAAGGUGCUCCAGAAGCGCCGCAAUGCACCAGGAAAGAAGAAAAAGAAGCAAACCAAGAAAAAGACCAAGUCCGGAGACGCCAACGACCGCGCGGCGGGCGACAACGAUGCCGAAGACGACGACGAGGACGACGACGAAGAAGACGAAGAAGACGGCGACCGCCAAAUGCAGCUCGAGAUGCGGCGAAAGGAAGAAGAGUUUGACACGCGCAAGUACUUUGGCUCGAUGAUCUCGCACGAAAGUAUCAAAAUGUACUGCUACCUGCUCCGCCACUACAAGACCAACAGUGCCAAGGUCAACCACUACGUGUUUUCGUUCUUCUACCGUGUCCAAGGCUUCCAGGCGCUCAUGGGCGAAGAUCCCACGAUGGAGCCAAUGCUCUUCAACAUCCAGUGCCUCAUGACGUUCAACACGAUGUUGCAAGACCCGUCCAUCCAGAACAAGAAAGAGUUUCGACACAUCUUGGACUUUCUCCGCACCACAGUGCGCCAUUUCUUUGCACUUGCUGAGACCAACCACCUCUUGUACGUCGAGAGUCUCAUUCGACACCCAUUCGCACCCCGCACGUGCGUCAUGAUCCAGCGCCGGUACAAGUCGCUUUUGCCCGAAAGUCUCGUGGCGCCCAAAGGCCGGCGCGACCUGAGCUCGGACGACGACGACGACGACGACGUUCGCGUUGUUCGGCCGCGCGAGCUCGAGAUCGAAGGCGAGGCCGAGUUUGACUUUAUGGCCGCGGCGCCGUCGAUUCUAGUCGCUAAGGACCCAGCGACGACAACGACCAAAGCAAAGCCGGCGCGCAAGCCGCGCGCCAAGACCAAGACGUGGAGCGUCAUUGAAGACAAGUACUUGACCAAGAUGUACUUCAAGUUCAAGCAUUUGCCGUCCGUGUUCGAAGUCAUCUCGUACGAAGACAUGUUUCAGGACCGCGAUCGGACGCCCGACCAAAUCGAGCGCCGCGUCAAGCACCUCAAGCUUCACAAGAAGACCCACGAUGACGACGAUGACGACGACGAUGACGGCGGCGACGACGAUGACGAUGCCAUGUCAGCAACCGACGACAAUGUGGCCCCGCGGUCGCCCAAGCCCACGCGUAGCGUCCGGAAGACCGCCGAAGCCUUUUACAAGGACCUCAACGGCUCGGAAGACGACGACGAUGAUGAUGCAUUUCUCUCGGCGCCGACCAAUGUUGCCCCAUCUCUCGGCGCCCGCCUCUGA
Saprolegnia parasitica CBS 223.65 is the source of this 3102-nucleotide messenger RNA. RefSeq lists its product as hypothetical. The record is from RefSeq and is a predicted model, not a curated record. Gene Ontology annotation, cellular component: replication fork protection complex. The transcript has 13 exons. Lineage: Eukaryota; Oomycota; Saprolegniomycetes; Saprolegniales; Saprolegniaceae. Gene Ontology annotation, biological process: DNA replication checkpoint signaling; DNA repair; replication fork arrest. The coding region runs from base 1 to 3102 and encodes 1033 amino acids. Gene Ontology annotation, molecular function: DNA binding.